GAAGAAAAUCCACCGAAGGUUUGCGUUGACCUUUUUAGCCGAAAGAUGGGAUAUUUGGAAGAUCCACAGGGUAUCGACUGUGUUCAGAAAACAUGGAUCACAACUAAAAUUGGCUUGGUUGUAGGUGUCGCUGGUUCAUUGUAUAAGGAGAUCCAGCCUAAGUCUGGUGUGAUUAUGCUGCAGCGGGUCGCCAGUAGUGCAGUAAUGAUGGCCACCAUGGGCGCCAUCUUUGGGGUGACCACUUGUAUCAGCGCUGAGCUGCGAGAUGACCCGCACGGCCCCCUGAAUUUUUUUUUGGGGGGCUGCGCCUCGGGGGUCUUCCUUGGAGCAAAAACCCACAGUAUUUCGACUGGUACAAGCUCCUGUCUCGGUCUGGGAGCUGUGGCCUAUCUCACUAAAGCUGGUAAUGUAGAAGGAUGGAGAGUUUGGGGAGCUCCAAGAGUUUAGGACGAAGAAAACUUCAAGAUCAAACUCUGUAAAAAAAAUAAAUAAUGUAAUUCAAUAA
Messenger RNA from Nematolebias whitei (Rio pearlfish), 505 nucleotides. RefSeq names its product NADH:ubiquinone oxidoreductase subunit A11 (gene ndufa11). The coding region runs from base 46 to 447 and encodes 133 amino acids. The record is from RefSeq and is a predicted model, not a curated record. The transcript is spliced from 4 exons. NCBI's taxonomy places the organism in Eukaryota, Metazoa, Chordata, Actinopteri, Cyprinodontiformes, Rivulidae. Gene Ontology annotation, biological process: mitochondrial respiratory chain complex I assembly.